Molecule: messenger RNA, 2538 nt
Organism: Actinia tenebrosa (Australian red waratah sea anemone)
Lineage: Eukaryota; Metazoa; Cnidaria; Anthozoa; Actiniaria; Actiniidae
Biological process (GO): monoatomic ion transmembrane transport
Cellular component (GO): membrane
Molecular function (GO): transmembrane signaling receptor activity; extracellular ligand-gated monoatomic ion channel activity
Source: RefSeq, a predicted model, not a curated record
GGUAAAUACAAUAUAUCAUGUAUGAAGCGUUGGACUUGAUGACAAAACGCAUCUUCAAACGAAACCCUUUGUGAUACCUCACCUUUUCUUGCUACACUCAUUCCUUCAAAAAAGUUUCMAGAUCAUUCUUUUUUAUUAUCGAUUCAUACGAAAUGCCAAGCAGCAGAACAAUGAAAUACACGAAGUUGAACCAAUUUGUGCUUGGAUUCUUGGUUUGGAUGAUGGUUUAUUCUACAGUCUCUUCGUUAGGGUGCAGGCGUUCACAAAACGCUCAGGUCAAAAACAUCACAUCCCAGAAGAAGGCCCUUUCAAUCAUAUUCAAAAACUAUGACAAAGACGUAAGACCUUACUCGCAAGAUGGUAAACCUGUUAAUAUCACAGUCAAUAUGCGAAUUAAUUCUAUCUAUGACGUGCGAGAAGAAGAGAUGGAUUACACCAUACGGUUUGCGUUUCGCCAGAAGUGGACAGAUCCUCGUUUGUCAUACGACAUUAGUCUUACCCACGGUAAAGGCCAUCCUUACAUGCAGCUGGAGAGCGCUGACCAAAUAUGGUAUCCUGAUACUUUCUUCAUGAACGCCCGCUCAGCAUUUAUCCAUGACGUCACUAAGAACAACCUUGGCGUUCGUGUGUUUCCUGACGGGUCAAUCUAUAUGAGUCAAAAGAUAACUGUUACAGCUGAAUGUCAAAUGGACCUGAGAAAAUUCCCAAUGGACACACAAAUCUGCGUAUUGAUGUUUGAGAGCUUUUUCCAUACUGCAGCCGAAAUAAUUUUCAAAUGGGAGCGAAGUGAACAACCUGUGGCCAUCUCUAAGGACAUGAAUCUGCCUCACUUUGACAUCGUAUCGUUGAAAACUAAAGAGGUUAACAAUGUCUACAAGUCAGGCAAGUUUAACAGCCUUGAAGUGCACAUUACCUUUCAACGUCGCCUGGGUUUUUACAUCAUACAGAUCUACUUACCAUGCGUAUUCUUGGUCUUCCUCUCUUGGAUGCCUUUCUGGAUGGAUCCGAGUGAGACUGGAGAUAGACUUGCUGUUGGUAUUACCGCUGUCCUUACAUUAGUAUUUCUCUCAGGUGCUAUGAAUAACAAGAUGCCYAAGGUGUCAUACAUGAAGGCCAUUGACUGGUAUGUGAUCGCUUGCUUCUUGGCAAUGGUCCUUUCAUUCGUAGAAUCAAUGGUCGUCUUCAGAGCUGUUGUGCAUGAAGAUAAAAAAGAUGCUAAAGACAAAGAGGAAUGGGGCGAACCAGUAAAGCGAAAGAACGAUGUAUUGCAAGAAGACGACGACAUGCGAGGAAUAUCGGACGAUAUAGAACUGACUGAUAAUGGUCACCUACGUGAAAGACGUUCACAGGGACGUAUCAUUAAGAUGCAGUCGUUAACCAGGAUGAGCUGCGGAGGAACAUCCAAGCCAAAGUCUCUUAAAGCAGCUAAAUACAACAAAAUCGACAGUGUGUCUCAUAUGAUGUUUCCUGGCUUGUUCAUUGCCUUUAAUUUGUUCUAUUGGCUUUUGUACAUGACAUGAGUACAAUUAUCGGCUAGUGCGCAUGCUUUCCACGAAUGCAACUGUGCAUUGCUUUACGAUGUGCUCGCGGAAGUCAUGAAAAAUUAUACCUUUGUUUUCAUUUAUUUCUAUAUAAUGACUUCCUGGAGAACGAAGCUGGAAAAUGUCGUUUGGGUCAAGAUUUUUAUCUCGGAAUAUUUCGUUGAAGCAGAGAAMAAGAAUAUUGAACAUGAACACUGGCGACUCAACAGAAAUGUGUUGAACGUUUUCUUCAAUUACACGUUACGUCAUCGCGGCCAUGUUGAAGCCAUGAAAUAUUUCUCAUUAAUUAGUACCCCUUGCUACUACUCGCAAAAGAUUUUUUUUCGCACCAAAUUGGCCGUCUUGCUUUUGACAUUUUCGGGRUUGCAUGCAAACCAUCAAUUCAUGAGAAGAAAAGAUUAAAUGAUGCAGAUUGUUGCUGUUAAGUAAUAACAAUAAAUGUGAUCUAAAAUGUUCGACUUUUCCAGCCUUCCAAUCUUUAAUACAAAAACACUUUGCAAAAAAGUAUUUUAUAAUUUUCUUUUUAUUAAAUUUCGAAUCGUAUUUUGUAAUUGCAUGUUUUUUGCACAAGCAUCUUUGCAGUAAUCUACUUAUUAUUACAGAAUAAAUUAUGUCCCCAGCAUCAAGUAUUUUUUUCUUGGAAAACAAAUCAGUACAAACUCCAUGAGACGGGAUUUGAAUCCGUAACUUUCUAUUUACUGGUAAGAUGUAACUUAUGGUGGAGCUCGGGAUGUUUUUCCCGGUAAAAAAUAGCUUGUUGAAACAUACUUUAUAUCUCUAACUUAUAUUGUAUUUAUAAUGCUUGCAGAUGUUUUGCUAAUGCUUGAGAACUGAACACUGAACUAAUUGAUCAGAUGCAUGCAGCAAACAGCAUGCAUGUCAAACAUUGAUUUAGCGGCUACCGUGUAAAAAUAAAAAAUAAAUAAAUAAAGCAGGUUUUCUUGUAUKAGAAUAAUAUCUGUGAUAUUUAUGUAGCAUAUGUACACCUUGUGUGAUU